AUGGAAGUAAAUGUUCAACAAGCUCUAAGAGUUGUACAGCAAGCUCGAAGAACUGUUUCACCCCCCAUACCAGCUGAUUUGAGGUCAAUGGGAGAGACAAUAGCCUCUGUUAAGUGGCAAAGUCGUCUGUCAUUUGUGGCAGAUGAUAUCAACAAUGUAUUGUACUACCAAGGUCCCCUUGAAUUUAUUCAAGACGGACAUUCAAUAUUUGGAGGUUUAUUGUUUGCAAACAUUGAUUUUAUACGGCAUCAUGCACCAUUCCUCCGAAGAGCUCAAGUUUUAGCCGUAUAUGGCACUUUUGGAGUAGUACCAAAUUUUCCAGGAGAUAUUGAUCAAUUAGUGACCAUACAUGCAGUCCUGGAUAACAUUAGCAUUGUAAGAUAUAUUCGAACACAUGGCAUGACUGAAAUCGUUCGUAACAACUAUGGUGUAGCCACUGUUAUCCGAAUGAUCACUGCACUACCAAAUUUACCACCAGAAAUGGACCCCCAAUUGCCAAUUGACUUCCAUAUAACUGGAGGAUUUUUUGUGAUUCCAACAAUUGGCGAGGUUCGUAGAUCAAUUAUCACAAGCCGGGAUAGAAAUAAUGAGGUCUUACAAAAUGCUCUCCGACUAGUAAGGAAUGGUCGAUAUAAUACUGCAUCCUUCCUUAGAAGAGUCGCACAUGUGGUGAGAGGAUACUUGAACAAUCAAAUCGGUCCAUUAUCUAAUGUACAUCGGGAAGAUGAGAUUCAGCAGUUACCACCAGUUCCACUUGAACCGCUGUUACCGCCUCCUCUACUGGAAAAUAAUGGCCGUCAAAUAGCACAAAGACGAGGACGUGGAGGGCGAGAUAACCGUAUUAUCCCUCAAAUUCCAAGACGCCGCGGACGACCUCGUGGUCAAGUGCAACCAGAUGUACUUGUUGAACCAGCAGUAGGAGAAGAUAUAGUUAUCGUCAUUAGACCGGACUCUCCUAAUUUUGAAGAACCAGCAAUAGAGGAAGAUGAAGUAAUAGUCGUUGGACCGAACGAAGCCAAUUUUGAAGAUGUUACUUAUGAAGAAGGAUUUCAUCAACCAGUUGAGCCGAUUGUACAACCAAAUUCUCCUGAAAUUGAAGUACAAAGUGUAGUACCUGAUGUUAUUAUAGCAAAACAAGCAAGGCCUCUACAAAAUAUACUACUUGUCAAUGAUGAUCAUCUAUUAGAUAGGUGUUUUAUCUGUCAUAAUGACCACGCAGAUGUUGGUAGUGCAAACAUUCUUAUCCCAUGUGGACAUGGAUAGUGUUGCGAUUCAUGUGGAUUAAGGCUCAACAAGUGUCCAAUAUGCACAGACCAAUUUCCACGGAUGCAAAGAAUCCAGAUUAUGCACAUUAACUAGGGAACACAGAGAACCUGGAUACAAAAUAACAACUUGGAUGAUCCGACUGGAAGUCAAUGCUUGGGAUGCACAAGACAAAUGAGGGAUGUACCAAAUAGGGCACGAUACAUCUAUAUUUAUUGCGGGCACGGAUGGUUUUGUUCAGAAGUUGAGUAAGAAGUUAGUGAUACCACACUUAUUUCAAAUAAACAAUCAGUAAUUUAUUAGUUAAGUUGUUUCUACAUAUUUUAGCUCACAACAUUUUUUCAAACAGAGUAAAAAGGACAUUAUAUCAUUUUUGAGGAAAUGAAGGAAAUGAGGAAAUUCAUUAUAAAUGUAAGAAAUUAGUAAAUUAGUCAUACCAAAAUACAUUUAAGGGAUAAAAAUGAGAUAAAUAGUUUUUAAUUAUUAAAACAGAAGUUAAAAUUUGAAAUAAUUUAUGUAUAUCUAGUAUGCUAGUAUGUUAUUAAUGGAAUGCAUGGUAAUUAUUCCCUGGCCGUUCUUUAACUGAGCUUAAAGUGGCACAAAAUAGAGAGUGAACUAUAAGUUAUUGAGCGUUCCAUGAGUGAAGACCAUAAACUAAAAUAAAUCUUGUUUUUUUUUUUAAUUGUAUAUGUCAUUUCCUUGUAAAAAAUAGUGGAGGAGGGUCCUUGUGGUCAUUAGUAUUUCUCACCUCUAAACUAAACACCUAUCUACCCCAUAUUAGAAACUUAAUUAUGAAAAUUUCUAUUUUAGCAACAAAUUCUUUUAAUUUAAGCUCUAGCACCCAUUUCUCCAGAAGUGUGUGAUACUUAGAUAAGUAAGCAAAUAUUAAGUAAAACAGUAUGUUUUUGAAAUAAAACAAU
Molecule: messenger RNA, 2183 nt
Organism: Acyrthosiphon pisum (pea aphid)
Lineage: Eukaryota; Metazoa; Arthropoda; Insecta; Hemiptera; Aphididae
Exons: 11
Coding region: 1-1263 (420 amino acids)
Source: RefSeq, a predicted model, not a curated record